AUGAGCAUACUCGGUAAGAAUUCCUUUCUUUCAACAUGUUUGUUAUUAAUAAGUGCAGCUACGGGUAUGGGAAUCCUGACAUUGCCAUGGGCAUUUCUCCAGACAGGAUUAAUAUUAGGUUUAAUUAUUUUAAUUUACUGGAGUAUCUUAUGUGGUUCUACAAUAUAUAUAUUAAUAAUGGCAGGUAUACAUUAUAAUGUGGGGACUAUAACUGAACUUUUGUAUCAUAGUAUUACAGGUGAAAUAAAGAUACCACAUACUGAGGUUAUUACUCCCUUAAAUCCACCUAAGAUGAAAACAAGACGUGAGAAGAUAGCAGAACAAAUUGUAGUUAUUUGUGAUAUGGCUAUUCUGAUUGAUUGCCUUUUUAUGAUUCCAUGUCUAUUAAUUUUUUUAUCGGAUUUUGUUGUACCAUUAACGAAAUUAGUCCAAACUGAACUUCCAUUAUUAGCUCAAAGAAAUCCUGGUUUGAAGGAUUCCAAAAUAGCUCAUAUAUUCUAUUAUAUAUUCAUGUUUAUCUCGAAUUUCUUUACUGAGCGUUACAGAUGUGUAAUCUUUUUCUGUAUUAUCGUCUUUUUCUUAUGUCUACCAAAUGAUUUUACAGCAGUAAGGUUUGCCUCAUUUUUAUCUGUAAUAUCUACAGUUUCAACUAGUUUAAUUAUUACAUAUCGUUAUUUGGGUUCAUCUCAGCCUCCUCAAUGUGAUGGAACUACUAUUCGUAAUAUAAAUCCACAUUAUUGUAGUAAAGGCGAUACUAAGCUUUUUAAUAUUGAUACUACAAGUGGUUUUUGGGGAUUAUGUAGUAUCUCAAACAUUGUUCUGUUCUCUUAUUUUUGUCAUUUGGUUCUUUUACCAAUUACAGAAAAUAUUAGAGAUUUUUCUUCUUUAAAAAUUAAGGGGAUUGUGGUUGUAUUCGCAUUUGUAAUAGCUAGUGUAAAUAGUACUGUUGGGAUGGCAGGAUAUGCGAUUUUCAAGGAAAAUACACUUCCAAAUGUUAUUAACAACUUUUUAUACAAUGAUCCCUUAGUUGUAUGUGCAAGGAUUUAUCUUACAUUAGCCUUAACAGUUACUAUAUGUAUGGAAACUUUACCUCUAUCUAACAGUGUUGCUUCUUUGAUUAUUAAAACAUAUAAAGUAAUUAGACGUAAAGUAAAUCAGAAUUUUGUUCAGACUAAUAUUGAAAUAGAAGAUAAAUUAAAAUUAGAUAGUACUAAUGUUUUGGGGAAGUCUCAUAGUCACGAGGAUGACCUGUUUUCUACUGCUGGAAUUUCAACAAAUGCUUCUACGAUUCAGUUAGGAAAUGUUAAGUCUCAUUUAAGUUGGCAACAACCAACAAAUAUAGAAGAUUCUAAUAUCGAUCAAUAUAAAGAUUGUUGCAAGUUAAAAAGGUUUUGUUGUAAUGUUCCAAGGAAAUUCUCUGCAAGGCACUACUUACAUGCGUUUAACUUGAUAAUGGUCCUCACUUUUGCUGGAAUUUUAGCAGUAUCAUUUAGUUCAGUUGCAAAGCUAAUACAAGUUACAGGGGGAACACUUGAUGGGAUAUUUGUUUUACUUAUUCCUGCAUGGGUUUACUAUUCGACAUUUUUUUACAAAAAUAAUAAGAUAUUUGGUGGUGUUCUAAUAGCUCUUUAUAUCUUCCACUUUUGCAUAGCAUCUAUUUCUGGUAUUAUGGCCCUGUUUAUAAAUCUAGAAGGUUAA
This is a messenger RNA of Cryptosporidium muris RN66, 1698 nucleotides long. Its product is annotated as transmembrane amino acid transporter protein, putative. The coding region runs from base 1 to 1698 and encodes 565 amino acids. The transcript has a single exon. Gene Ontology annotation, molecular function: amino acid transmembrane transporter activity. The record is from RefSeq and is a predicted model, not a curated record. Lineage: Eukaryota; Apicomplexa; Conoidasida; Eucoccidiorida; Cryptosporidiidae. Gene Ontology annotation, biological process: amino acid transmembrane transport.